GUCCAGGUUCAAUGAACCAUAAAAUUUCCCGCAUUACCUUUCUCUUUAUAUCAUAACCUCUUCUUCUCUUUCAAUUUCAUAGCACAAAAAAAUAAAUAAAAAAUCUAACAGUUUUUUACACAAACUUAGAUCAAUACUUCAAAUCUUUCUCCAAUGGCCCUCGCCGUUACUUCUUCUUCAGCAGCAGCUGCAAAAUCAACUUCCGUUUUUUCACGCAUCGGAUCUUCAUCAGAAUCCAAAGUUUUACAAAUUGGUUCGUUAAGAGUUUUGGAGAGAAAUGUUUCAUCUAGCGGUGCUUUGAAUUUGCCUCAGAGAAGAUCUUUGGUGAAGGCUAUUAACGCUGAAUCUCAAAGGAAUGAUUCUAUUGUUCCUCUUGCUGCAACUAUCGUUGCUCCUGAGAUUAUUGAGAAGGAAGAGGAGGAUUUUGAACAAUUAGCAAAAAGCCUUGAAAAUGCUUCACCUCUUGAAAUAAUGGACAAGGCUCUUGAGAAAUUUGGCAAUGAUAUUGCUAUUGCUUUCAGUGGUGCUGAAGAUGUUGCUUUAAUUGAGUACGCACAUUUGACGGGUCGACCAUUUAGGGUGUUCAGUCUUGACACUGGGAGACUGAAUCCAGAAACAUACAGAUUGUUUGAUGCAGUCGAGAAGCGCUAUGGAAUCCGCAUUGAAUACAUGUUCCCUGAUGCAGUUGAGGUUCAAGCAUUAGUAAGAACAAAGGGGCUCUUCUCAUUUUAUGAGGAUGGACAUCAAGAGUGCUGCAGAAUUAGGAAGGUGAGGCCCUUAAGAAGAGCACUUAAGGGUCUCAGAGCAUGGAUAACUGGACAGAGAAAAGAUCAGUCACCUGGUACUAGGUCUGAAAUACCUAUUGUUCAGGUUGAUCCUGUUUUUGAGGGAUUGGAUGGUGGGAAUGGUAGCCUGGUAAAGUGGAACCCAGUUGCCAAUGUGAAUGGUAAUGACAUAUGGACUUUCCUAAGGACAAUGGACGUGCCUGUUAAUUCAUUGCAUUCCCAAGGAUACGUUUCCAUUGGUUGUGAGCCAUGCACAAGGCCAGUUUUACCUGGACAGCAUGAAAGAGAGGGAAGGUGGUGGUGGGAGGAUGCCAAAGCAAAGGAGUGUGGUCUUCACAAAGGCAAUUUGAAACAGGAUGAUGCUGCCCAAAUGAAUGGUAAUGGAAACGGUGUCGCCCAUUCAAAUGGCUCUGCCACAGUUGCCGACAUUUUCAACACCCAGAAUGUAGUCAGCUUGAGCAGAGCUGGAAUUGAGAAUCUGGCUAAGUUGGAGGACCGAAAAGAGCCCUGGCUCGUUGUUCUCUAUGCACCAUGGUGCCGCUUCUGCCAGGCUAUGGAAGAAUCAUAUGUGGAUUUGGCAGAAAAUUUAGCAGGAUCAGGAGUGAAGGUUGGAAAAUUCAGAGCAGAUGGUGAUGAAAAAGAAUAUGCAAAGAGUGAACUGGGGUUGGGAAGCUUUCCCACAAUACUCUUCUUCCCGAAACACUCUUCUCGGCCGAUUAAGUAUCCUUCAGAAAAAAGAGACGUUGAUUCAUUGUUGGCAUUUGUGAAUGCCUUGAGGUGAUAUGAUCGAUUGAGAGUAUUUUGCUCAAGGUUCCGUCACACUCACACGGGCAAUAAAUUUAUAAAACCGAUUUUGGCAAGAAUGUGGGAAUCGCAGUUUUGGCAGCAAAACUCAGAUUCACAGCUUGUAGUAUCUCUGUAUAGUAGAUGAUCUUCCUACUAAGUAAUGGUAGUAGUCAGUGAGGGGGUUUGAUUUACUGUUUUUUUGGAUGAGUAGAGUUAUGGUUGUAUCAUGCUUCUUUUCAAUAAUAUAAAGAUCUAGUUUUUGCGAUUUA
Trifolium pratense (red clover) is the source of this 1840-nucleotide messenger RNA. RefSeq names its product 5'-adenylylsulfate reductase 3, chloroplastic-like. The coding region runs from base 154 to 1566 and encodes 470 amino acids. Gene Ontology annotation, molecular function: phosphoadenylyl-sulfate reductase (thioredoxin) activity. NCBI's taxonomy places the organism in Eukaryota, Viridiplantae, Streptophyta, Magnoliopsida, Fabales, Fabaceae. The record is from RefSeq and is a predicted model, not a curated record. The transcript has 5 exons.